Nycticebus coucang (slow loris) is the source of this 6354-nucleotide messenger RNA. It is a transcript of the gene ABT1, whose product is annotated as activator of basal transcription 1. The record is from RefSeq and is a predicted model, not a curated record. NCBI's taxonomy places the organism in Eukaryota, Metazoa, Chordata, Mammalia, Primates, Lorisidae. The transcript has 3 exons. Bases 18 to 836 code for a protein of 272 amino acids. Gene Ontology annotation, cellular component: nucleolus. Gene Ontology annotation, biological process: small-subunit processome assembly; endonucleolytic cleavage in ITS1 to separate SSU-rRNA from 5.8S rRNA and LSU-rRNA from tricistronic rRNA transcript (SSU-rRNA, 5.8S rRNA, LSU-rRNA); endonucleolytic cleavage in 5'-ETS of tricistronic rRNA transcript (SSU-rRNA, 5.8S rRNA, LSU-rRNA). Gene Ontology annotation, molecular function: RNA binding.
UCUACAUAUCAGCCAGCAUGGAGACCGGAGAGUCCGUGAAGGAGGCUACGGAACAAGACCCGCUGGAAGAGACAGACCAGAAACUAGAGGUGGAGGAGGAACAGGAGGAAUCCGAAGGAAGAGCUCGUGAUGUCAAGAGGCGGGUAAUACCGGGUAUUGUGUACUUGGGCCACAUCCCGCCGCGUUUCCGGCCCCUGCACGUCCGCAACCUUCUCAGCUCCUACGGUGAGGUUGGACGAGUUUUCUUUCAGGCUGAGGACCGGUUCGUGAAACGGAAGAAGAAGGCAGCAGCGGCCACGGGAGGAAAAAAGCGGUCAUACAGCAAGGACUACACCGAGGGCUGGGUGGAGUUCCGGGACAAGCGGGUAGCCAAGCGCGUCGCGGCCAGUCUACACAACACGCCUAUGGGUGCCCGUAGGCGUAGCCCCUUCCGUUAUGACUUAUGGAACCUCAAGUAUUUGCACCGUUUCACCUGGUCCCACCUCAGUGAGCACCUUGCCUUUGAGCGCCAGGUGCGCCGGCAGCGCCUUAGAGCAGAAGUUGCUCAGGCCAAGCGUGAGACUGACUUCUAUCUUCGAAGUGUGGAGAAGGGACAGCGUUUCCUUGCAUCUGAUGGGGAUCCUGCCCGCCCAGAUGGCUCCUGGGCAUUUGCCCAGCGUCCCACUGAGCAGGAACUGAGGGCCCGGAAAGCAGCCCGGCCAGGAGGGCGUGAACGGGCUCGCCUGGCUACUGCCCAGGACCAGGCCCGCUCCAACCGAGGGCUCCUUGCCAAGAUCUUUGGAGCUUCACCACCCUCAGAGAGCAUGGAGGGACCCUCCCUGGUUAGAGACCCCUGAGGGGCAGGCAGGCUCAUUUCAUCUCCUGGCCCUGCCCUGUUUUCUGUCUACCUCACACUAGAAUGAUAAUGACUUCCCAGGCAGAUAUUUUAUUGUGUUUUUCAUACAAAGAGUCUCUGGUAAGGGCUUAGAUGUGGAAGUUUUGUGAGCUUCCCUUCUCUCCCAUCUAAUUCCUGUACAUGCUUGGCUGAGUCACCUAAUUCGUAAUUCAUACUAGCAUGAUUAUGACUAUUUCAGAUGCCUGUUUUGGUUUGUUUGACUUUUGGCUGUUUGCCCACAGCCCAUUGUGUACCUCUAAAAAUCCCACUUCUUGGCCCCGGGAAGAACCUUAUCUGCAACUAGAGUGAUAAUGCCUUGUCCAGGCAAUCUUGUUCAAUUUAGCAACUACAGGUAUGGGCAGCAAUAGCAUCCUUGUUAUUUGAGAAAAGUUAAUAGGUACAGGAGUUAGUGGGAUGAGACUGGGUGGGGAACCACUUUCCAAAUGUAUUUGUAGAAAAGAAAAUAACAUUUUUAUAUGGGUUUUUAGUUUCAUGAUGAGGGAUCAUUGGACAAGUUUCAAUUUUCAAUUCCUGUGUUCUAUUCACCUUCACUUCAUCUCUUGGACCUAAGAGUUCCUCAUUUAACCUGGACUUUUUUUUUUUCCUAUUUCUGUCUGUUUAAUUUCUUUUCCCAGUUUAUCAGUUAUCUAAUUCAGCAUUUACCAAGCCACUGGGUCAGGAAAUAAUUUGUCGAUAGGUGAUAACACAUGGGCCUUGGCAUUAAAGAGUCUUAUAGGCUAUUAGAAUAGAGAGGCAUCAUGGUGCAUGCAUGUAAGAGGUAGACAGGGAGCUGUAGCAGGGCAUGGAGUACUCUAAUGAACGUGAUUCAUGGUCCCAGUCUAUUAGAAUUGGGUCAGUCUUUACCAAGGUUUCUAGGUCAUUCCUAGAAUAUGAACGGGGAGAAUGACAGCAGAAUUUUGAAAGAGCCCUUUGUGCUCCUACAAUUGCAAACAGUGCUUCAUGGAUGGAGUGUUGGGUUAGAACCACUGUAAAGGUGGGCAAAGCCUAGGAGGGAAGUCAGUCAGGAACAAAUGCCUGUUAGGUGCACUUACGUGUGUUGGGGCUUUGACAAGAGAGGAUUUAUGAACAGGCAUGAGAGCAGCCCUAGGUGCUUCAAAGAACAGUGUAAAUCACUAAGAGGAACUAAAAAUCUGGUUGUCACAAUAAUCUAAGAAAUAAAAACACAGUCCCAUGUAAAUUAACACUGAUCAUCAUCCAGGCUGUUAACUUCAGGAUACUUCCUGGAGUGUAGUUCCAGAAUAUGAUUAUCAUUUAGAUUUUGCUUGUCUCUUAGUUUUUUGCUUGCUUGCUUUUUUUUCUCCUCAGUGUGCUCACCCAUGUGUUCUUGGGUGUUGGAGUGGAUUUAUCCACUUUAGCUGUAAAGUAUCCCAGUCACAUUAUGAUCUUAACUCGGUAGGUGCAUUUUAUCUGGAAAAAUAAAAGUGACCAUACAGUAAAGCUUGGUAUAACAUUUUCCACAACCUAUGUACCUCUCAUACUCAGCACACAAACUAUAUCUCUACUUCUUAGGAACUUAAUAUCCUUGUUUCAGUGUUCAUUUCUUGUGGGUUUGUUUCAUGUGGAUUGUUUCCUCGGGUCAUGAUGUCAAAAUGAACGAGAAAGGUCCAAAGUCAGAAUUUGAUAAGCUAACAUACUUACUACUCAGAAAGUCAAGUACCCACUGCUACCUCUGCUAACUACAGAGAUAGCAAGGUGAAGAAACAUUUCUUUCCCUGAAGUUGCUAAUAGCUUAGAAAGUACAACAGUUACAUUAGAGUUUGAUAAGACUUUCUUGAAUUAGGAAAGGAAUUGUGUUGCCAGGUUGGGCUGUGUUAGGUAUUAAUUGUUAGAUUCUAGGAUCAGCAUCUCAGCUUCUGUCUGAAAUAAUAAUGCACAAAGAGCUUACCCCUGCAACCAGGCAACCUAAAUAGUCACAGGCAGAGUAAGGAAUAAGAAUAAAUAGGUGGAAAAAAAUUUCCUAGGAACUUUCUUCUUCAUACCCCUUUCAAGGGCAGGAAAAUGAUUUAUUUUUUAUGGUCACAAUUGUUUCCAUACUGUUAACCCUCCUGUUAAAAGUGAACUCAGCGGUAUGAUGUAAUUUGCCACUUAUUUUUUGUUCCCAUCAUUUUUCUCAGAUGCUUUUCCUUGUGUGCAUAUGAUGAAUGCUUAUUGCAUGAAUCUCAUGACACAUUAUAGACUAGAGAGUGAAGUGGUAUAGACUAGAGAGUGGUAUACUUCACUCUCUAGUCUAUAAUGUGUCAUGAGAUUCAUGCAAUAAGCAUUCAUCACUGCAAAUAUGAGUGGAUUUAUUUUACUUCAGAGCAAACUGGGUGAUUGUGGUCCUGACACUGUGGUUGCAGUCUGUACUCUGAUUCACCUUUGUUUUACUCUCAACUUGAGUAGCUAGGACUCUGCAUCUGAUGGCAGUAGAGUGGGCUAAUUUCUUUCAGACUGGAGUAAAGAAGUGAGGCCCCUGUUAGAGGAAAUAGGCUUUAACAGGCUAUGUCCGGGUGUCUUGUAAACUUUUUCUUGGGAACUUGCAAAAAUAACGUUUGCAACUAGUUUCUUCUUGAUUGUUUUUAUGAUUAAUCAUGAAAUCUAACUCCAUGAAAUGUGUCUUAUAAUAUUACUGUAGAGUUAUGAGGGAAAAGAGCUUUGGUGUAUGCUUCAAAGACAUGCUCAGCUCCCUAGGAUAGUUAGUAUGAAUUUUAGCAGAUUGUUUAAGACCCAGUAUUGAAAAACCUGCCCUUUUUUGAGCGAGUCAGGUGCCAUAUCCCUAGCAAAUACAGUAAUUGCUUUUCACAUUCGUCAGUUGUGUCUCCUGCUCCGAAGACAACACAGAACUGGGACUCUGAAUGACAGCUCAUUCAGAGGAAUGGAAAGAAACAGGUGGUAUAGUUUUUUUAGUCUAAUAUUUUACAAUUCAAAUAUUUUGUGUAUUCAUGAGACUUGAACUAAACUCCUGUGAGUGUCAAGGUAAAGUUUUUCUGGUUUUCUCCUAUCUUCUGCCGAUCCUUUCAGUCAUGAAGACAACUCAAGGGGAUGCAGAACUUUCAAACUAGCCAAGAACAGACAGGGGCACCAAACAGUUGAAUCCCAUAGGCUUUCCUGCUGGGUUGGGGAGGGCAGGGAAGAGAUGAGCGUGAGUCCAAUGCACAGGGAACAGUAAAAGGGGGUGGAGGGAAUGGGAAGCACUUCAGGAGAAGGAAGUGCUUCUUCCUUUGGAAAGGAAAGAGUGGCUUCAAUGGGUAGCCUCAUCAUGGGAAGACUAGUGAGCUAGAUCAGGCCUACUUGUCCUAGGACACUGUCAAGUUGGAGGGGCCAAUGAAUAAACCAGACUGCACACAGGUUUCCAUCUACCCAUCUUCCAAGGGACUGCUGCCACCUCACACAAAGUACAUUUUCCUAGGCCCCAGUGUUAUCCUAUCCCUUGGCCUUGCUCUGUGUUGGAACUUAGGACUAUAUGGUUCCAUCUGUUUUGAACUCAAUCCAUUUAAGAAUGACUAAUUCCAUCAUAAAGGUUCUCACCUGGUGAAAACUUUCCAAACAGUUUGCCAAAACAUGUUUGUUGGAGUAAAUGGAAAAGUGUACUUUUGGGGGCACUUUCUAUGCAUAUAUAAAUAUGGAGCUAGAUGGCAAAAUUGUAACAUACUUCUGGAGGAGGACAGCAGUACAACUUGAUCCUCCACAACUUUAAACCACAAGGGGCUUUCAUUACAUGAUUAUACCACAAAGUUUUAGCCAUUCACUAACUUGGAUGAAUAUUUAGGUUAAUAAUCUCUGUUUACUAUUACAGAAAUGCUGUAAUGAACAUUCCUAUAUAUAUAUAUAUAUAUAUAUAUAGUAUCGAUGUAGAUGGGAUGAAUAUGUCUGCAGGAUAGAAUAUUAAAAUUGUAGUUGUUGGCAUGGCACCUGUGGCUCAAGCAGCUAAGGCGCCAGACACAUAUACCUGAGCUGGUGGGUUUGAAUCCAGCCCAGGCUCGCCAAACAACAAUGAGGGCUGCAACUGAAAAAUAGCCAGUCAUUGUGGCCGGUGCCUGUGGUCCCAGCUACUUGGGAGGCCGAGGCAAGAGAAUUGCUUGAGCCCAGGAGUUGGAGGUUGCUGUGAGCUGUGAUGCCACUACACUCUACCCAGGGCAACAGCUUGAGGCUCUAUCUCCAAAAAAAGAAAAAAUUGUAGUUGUUGCCUUAAGUGGCAUUUACAUUGUUAUUGAUAGGAACCAUUAAACUGUCCCUCAAACAGGUUACGACAGUGGUGUAAGAUGGGAAAUUUCUCUACAGUUUUAACAACAGUGAUUAUCAGUAUUUUGAAUGUGUGCUUUGGUGAUGUUUUUAUUUAACUAUUAAAUUAACACAAGGUAAUUUCUGUUGCAUAACUAGUGCUUCUAGUGGUAUCAAGCACAUCAUGGCACUCAGUGUAUGUCUGUCAAAUGAAUGAUCCCUGGCUGCAGAAGUGAUUCCUAAAUACAAAACAAGGAAUUCAAAGGAAAAGAAAGGUGUAUUUGAAGAAAUUAUCAUCUUAAAUAUUUUAAAAUUAAAAAGAAAUAAGCAGGUAUAUAUUUAACUUAAAAUAAGUUUGCAUGUUGUUAUUUUUUUUUUUUCCCUUUGAGAUGUAGUCUUAGUCUGUUGUCCCAGGCUAGAGUGCCCUGGCAUUAGCCUAGCUCACACCAACUUAAAACUGCUGGUCUCAAGCAAUCCUCCUGCAUCAGCCUCUUUAGUAGUUGGUAUUAUAGGUGCCAGCCACAACACCCAGCUAAUUUUUCUAUUUUUAGUAGAGCUGGGUCUUGCUCUUGCUUGGGCUGGUCUGGAACCCUUAAGUUUAAGUGAUCCACCUCAGCCUUCUAGAGUGUUAGUAUUACAGGCAUGAACUACUGCACUCAGCCCUGGGUCAGGACUUCAGUCAUGGUUCGAGUGAGCCAUUCAUCUGCUUCACAUAGCAUUGCUUGAAGUCAGUUGGUAGUAUUUACAUUGUCACUGGUCUGUUCCGAGGGUGGACAACUCCACUUAAUAUGCCUUGUACAUUGGCAAGGAUAGCUGAAAGGCUUGGCUCAACUGUGUCCACUACUACUCUUAUGUAGUUGUAGUUCCUCUCACUAUGAGCUCUUCAGCAGGGUAGUCAGAAUUCUUCAGUGGGGUCUCAUGGCUCCAAGGCAGUGGAGACCAAGGAAGAAGCUGCUAGUGUUCUGAAAAGCUAGGCUGGAACUGUUCUGGCAUCACUUCCACUGUGCCCUCUUGAUUAGUCACAAACAAUAUCAGAUUUCAAGCUUAAAAGAAGUGUCAAAGAAUUUGGAGUCAUUUAUCACAUAAUGACUACAAUUAAAUGGUGCAUCCUAUUUUGUAAUUAGGUUUUAGGAAAAAUAAAUUGGGGCAGAAAUAACAUUUGUUUUCAUUAAUGUAUUUGCCUUAAUGAAUUAUUAGAUUAAAUUAAAUUAGCAGGGUUUACUUAGGUCUUCCAUUUCAGGAUCUCACAAGAUGUCAUC